GUAAUGUUAGGCGACCUGGCACGCAAGAAUGCGCAUUUUGUUUGGGGACCGCCCCAAUAAACGCCAAAAGUUUAGUAAAGUUUCCCUUGCGUCUUUGCAUCUUUCACUUUAGGAGUAUAUAUGUCGACUGCGGCACCGGGGCCCGUUCGCGUGAAGUUUGUGGGCCCAGGUGACUCUCCAGUGGACAGGCCGACAGCAGAUGUGGGCGCACAACGGCCAGCCUGGGGGCAGGCGGAGCCGGGAGGUGGGGGCCUGGGUGCGCCGGUCGCCAGCAUUUUGGAGACGGUGCUCUCGGUGUUCAAGGAUUCCAGCAGCUCGGGCAGCAGCGCCUGCAGCAGCAGGAGCAGUUCUUCAAGUAGCUUAGCGCCCGGCGGCCUUCCUACGAUUGCGGGGGCCCCCACAACUUCAGCUCGCGGGGCCGCUGACGGUGCGACGCUCGCCGGCAGCGAAACCGGCACGCGGACGCCGGCCGGAUGGCGAGCCUCGGCGAGCGGCGUCCCGCCGGCUUCCGCCGUCUGCGAGCGAAGCAAGCAGAGCUCUUGUCAGCAGCUAGCCGUGCCCCUGCUAGCCGCCUCAACACUAUCAGCACAGGGGCUGGCACGCGCGUCGCUCCAGCUGGAGACGCCGCUGCUCGCGACCGUAUCGCGGCACUCGCAAGCGGGCGAGCUCGCACGCGGCUCCAAAGGCUCCAUCACCUCACACCAUCAUCACCACCACCAUCACCACCAGAAUGGGGACGCGGAGGCGGGCGGCGGGGCCGCGGCGGACGGGGCGGUGAAGAAGCGAACGUUGAUGGGGCGACUGAGCCCGUGGAUUUGCAUGCCCAACCGGAAAGCCAAGUGGAUCACAUUCAUCCUGUUCUGGGCUGUGGUGGGCGGCGGAUUGGCGUACCUGCUGCUGUGGGGCUUCACCAAGCUGGUGGACGAGGUCAUUGAGCCCACCACGCAGCUGGCGCACGACAACCUCAAGAACUGGCAGUUCGCACUGGUGCUCAGCUGCUGCAUGAUUGUGCUGCCGCUGGCGUUCAUCCCGCCGCUGCCGUUCAUCUGGGUCACCGCCAUGCUGUUCAACAUGUGGGUGGCGUUCGGCAUCGUGCAGGCGGCGGUGACAGUCAGCAUGGCGCUGGGCUACCUGGUGGCGCGGCGCUGGCUGCAGCGGCCCGCGCGGCGCUUCCUGGACCGCUACAAGCACGUCAAGACGGUGCUGGAGGCGGUGGACGCGGCCGGGCCCUUCAGGGUGGCGCUGCUGGUGCGGCUGGGGCCGCUGCCGUUCACGGUGGAGAACUUCGUGAUGGCCGUGCCCACCUCGCUCACCUUCGUGCCCUACAUCGCCGGCUCCAUCGUGGGCCAGCUGCCGGGCAACCUGCUGGCCUGCUACUUCGGCAAGAACCUCAAGGGCCUCAGCGCCAUGAUGAAGGGCGAGAGCACCAGCCCCGGACAGAUCGCCUACAACAUUGGCGGCCUGCUGCUGUCCAUUGGACUGGUGGUGCUGGGCUUCUGGUUCGCGCGGCGGGCCAUGCGCAAGAUCGAGCGCGAGCAGGAGGAGGCGCGCAGGGCUAAAGAGGAGGCAGACAAGGCGGCAGCGGAGGGGGAGGCGGGGGUGGAGGGGACGGAGGUCGCAGCCGAUGGCGCCGGCGGGGGCGAGGCGGGCAAAGAGUUGGGGCCGGACGGAAAGGAGCGGCCGAGCGGCGUCGGCGCCGUGGACGGCCUCGCGGGCGUUGGCUCGGUGGGGCUAACGGAGGUGCGGAGCGGUCGGCUGCAGCAGCAGCCGUCGAUGGCGGAUGCCCCGUCGCUGUACCCCUGGGGCGGCGGCGGUGGUGCGGCUGUGUCGCCGGCUGCGGCUGCGGCUGCCGCCGCCCCAGGCACAAUGUUUCUGUCCACAGGCGGCGGCGGUGGCGGCGGGCAGAGCGCCGCAGCGUCGGGCGCCUCGGCCUGGAGGAGCGCCACCACCUCCUCCGCCGCGACCCACAGCGGCUCCAUCGCCACCAUCACCACCGCCCACCUCACCACCAGCACCUCCGGCCGCCAAACUAGCAGCAGCACCAGCGCCGCUGCCGCCGCCGCGGCGGCGGCGGCGGCCACGCCCGCUGACACGGCGUCUGCGGCGGCGAGCAUGCCAGUGCCAACGUCGGUGGCCAUGGCAGCAGCCGCCGGCGCGUUUAGCGCCGGAAAUGGCCUGUUCGCUAGCGGCUUUGCACCGGCGUCGCCGGGCAGCAACUUGCCAAGCCGGGAGCUGACGUCGCCACUCAACCACCGCCGCGUCUCGGAGCUGCGCAUUAACCGCGGCGCUGCCGCCUCCGGCGGCGGCGGCGGCCGCCAGACGCCGAACAACUCCGCCGGCGGCGCCGCCGCGAGUGCCGGCGGCUUUGGCUCGCUGCCUGGGAGCCCGCGCAUACCGACGCAACGGACGCACUCGGUUGCGAGUGUGGGCGGCGUGUUGCUUGCAAUGGAGGACGGCGAAAUCGACAUCGACUGCGAGGAGCUCGACCCAUUCGGACUGGCAGCCGGCGCGGACCCGGACCAUCCCGGCCACGCGCUCUCGCGCGAAUACACGCAGCGUACCAGCAUUGACAGCGACUUGGGCCACAUGCAGAGCACCGCCAGCAUGAGCGGUAGCGCGCGCAGGCAGCAGGCCUACAGCAUCCGGCAGAAUGCACUAUAUGAUGGUGGGGGCUCCACGGCUGGCUCUGAAGGCGAGGGCGACAACGGCGGUGGUGGUGGUGGCGGUGGCGGUGGCGGCGGUGGUGGGCGAGGCGGCGGCAGCGGCAGCGGACGAGGCCGGGACCAGACGGCGCCGCUGUCGUUGUCGCCUGGCGUGAGCUGCCAGCUGCGCAGCGUUGUUAGCGGCGGCGGCGGUGGCGGCGCAGGCGGCACCGGCGGCGGGGGCUACGAGGCGAGUGGGCUGGCGCGGGGUGGGAGCGUGUCGUCGCUGCUGCAGGUUGCGCCGCGGGUGGCGAGCUCGCGGGACCUGUGUGUGCGACGCGCCGCGCUGGUGGACUGCGAGUACAGCGAACAGCCGGCACCGGCGCCGCCGCCGCGCGGCGGUUCAGGGCUGGAUGGCGGCGGCGUCAGCGGGGUGCGCAGCACUCGCCCCAGCAGCAGCCGGCGGAACAGCGCGCUGCAGAGCGGCAGCGGCUGGUCGGCAGUGGGAGCCGUCGGCAACGCGGCGGUGGCGGCGGCGCAGUAUGAGGAGCUGGUGGUGCCGCCGUCGCCGCUGCGCACCAGCCGCCGCACCGCCUCCGUGGUCGCCGGCGCCGGCGGCCCUGGAGGCGCGCCCCGGCGGCUGUCGUACUGCGGCCGGAUAUCGGAGAGCGGCACGUACGGCGACGCUGCCGCAGCAGCGGCGGCAGGGGCCGCCGCCGCCGCUGCGGCAGCAGCCUCAGCCUCAAACGGCGGAGAGCGCUUCACGCCGGCCAGCGGCUCCGCCGCGCGCGCAAGCAAUGGGGCGACUCAGGAUGUCGGCUUUGCCGGGUUCGGAAGGAGCGUUGGCGGCUGCGGCGGGUCGGCGAGCCCCUUGGGCGUGCCGGACCAGGGCCCGUCGAGCGGCGGGACUUGGAGCCGCCCCGCGGCCGGGGGGCCAGGCGAGCCCACGCAGCAGCAACUGCAGCUGCAGCUCCAGUUGCAGCUGUCUCAGCUGCCGCAGCAGAAGCAGGCGCGCGGCUCGCAUGAGGACUCGCUGCCUGGGACGCCCACGCGGCGGAGCCCGCUGGGGCCGGCGGCGGCGGCGGCGGUGCGUAGCGGCGCGGUCGUGCGGCCCACCGGUGCCUAGGCGGCCGCGCCUUCCUGGUCAACGUGCAGCAAACGGCAUCGUCUAGAACAACGGAACGUGGAAAGCCGAGUAUAGCAAACGGAAUGGUUGUUGUUGGCGAGCGAUAGCGGACUCGCGGCAUAGGCUUCUGCAGGCGCCGGCAUGGCGCUGCGCCUGCGUCGCGGUGCCGCACCCUGGUUGUUGACUUGAUGGGACUUCUUGGACACGGACUAGUACAACUGAGUACAUCUUCCGACACACUGGACAACACUGUACAGCCGCAUUGCCCCAUCCCUUCUUUCACGUUGGUGGCGCUAGGACGGCGGCUGCGCCAGCUGGUAACCCACAUGUUGACUACGGUACCGUAUCAUAGGUAACAAUGCGACAACCGGGGUUGAUGGGAUGUGGGUCCAAAGUCUGCCGUGGCCGCAGGCGCAUCGCAGCGGCAGGGGCGGUGGAAGCGAAGCCUUCUGCAGUAGGGUGCUGUGGGAAUAAGGGCGGGGCGUCGUAGUAUGAGCACAGCGCAAACCAUGCGCGUGACGGACACUUAGCGCGGACCCUUCUGUUGAUGUCCGUGCAGUAAUGCGUAGUGGCUGCACUUUUGGAAGAAUGGAUGUGGUCUUGUAUACAUUGAGGGGUGGUUAAGCGAGCAUGCACAAUGCCUUGGCAUCAAAGUGGAUUUGGUUCAUGGACCUCCUGCGAGUAAGGAGUUGUACGCGCGCGCGUUUGCGGUAGAGGCACUGAUUUGUGGAGGCAUGCGAUUGGCGUCGAAAUGCAGCUCGUGACAUCGGCCGUGCUGACAAACGCAAGGCUUUAGUGAUCCGCUGCAUUCACUCCGCAUUCGGGAUAGGCUUCUGUGACAAUAGUAUGUGUGACCCGCUGUUGUUUGCGAGUACGACUGUACGAGGCAGCGAAGGAACGUAUGCUGUUGUUCAGAGCUGCGAAGGCUGGUGCCCAGGGGCUGAUGUGAUAUGCAAGUACGAGAGCCUACCGUACACGGCAUGUGCACGUGGGUGUUUGUACGUCUUCUUGGGCAAUGCUUCACAGGGGCCCAUGCCAAUUCAUUCACGGCAACCGGCGCACCAAGAAAUGUGUGCGUCUGGCAUCGUUGAGAGGAGUGAGAGGAGUGCAAGCCCCCUCCACGAGAGCCCCCUCCUGGGAGACGGAUGAAGGGGUUCCUGUUGUUUAUGGUGCCGGAGGCAGGGCACCUACUUCAUGUGUGUGUGUGGCUUCUUCUCUCUAUUACGAAUUGCAAGAAAUCCUGGUAUAGUAGGGGGGUGAUGCUUGGUUGUCAUAUAAGUUGCAGUGCCAAGCAAAGGAGGUCUAGGCGAAGGCCAUGAAGCCCAUGAGGGGAGGGGCCAUCGUGAGGCGGGGGUGUGGCGCGAUGGCUCACGUACCGUCACUCGGCGGAUGUUGCAGGUCACCGCUGCUGGCGGAAUGCACACGCGGGAAAGUAAGAGCUUUUAUAC
Messenger RNA from Chlamydomonas reinhardtii, 5216 nucleotides. RefSeq lists its product as uncharacterized. Lineage: Eukaryota; Viridiplantae; Chlorophyta; Chlorophyceae; Chlamydomonadales; Chlamydomonadaceae. The record is from RefSeq and is a predicted model, not a curated record. The transcript has 6 exons. The coding region runs from base 121 to 3768 and encodes 1215 amino acids.